GAGACAAGUGCAAGCUUAAGAUGACGGAGGAAGAGAAGGCCGAAGCUAUUCGUCAACGCGACGUCGUGCGAGCCCGAGCUGCUUCAGGAGGAGCUGGAACACCAGGCCCGUGCAGUGCCGGCGACAACUGCGUGGCCAAGGAAGGUUCGCAGGCGAUCGUCACAAAAUGCCCUCACGGUAAUGGGAGGCACUUCGCGUGCGCCCGCGUGGCUUGCUCCCCUGACUGCGGCGAAGGUGGCGCCCCAUCCAAUACUCCAUCGCCGAAAAGGCGCAGUCCGCGCAAGCACGAGGCUACGCGGAGGAGGUGAGUACACUUGGUGUCAUUUGGUUGUGGCCCGUAGCCUUUUUCUCCGUCGACGACGCUGUAUAUUAUCCACGCAGCCACUGCAAUCGUAAUGAAUGUUGUUCCGAUUCGAGAGCUGGUGGUACGUUGCGAAAUACCCGCGGUUAGACUCAACACCCGCGUCUUUCUGACGCAUGCCCUGCGUUGUCGUGAUGGUGCGUGUCCAGUGACGAACGUGAAGAGGCGACGACGAAUGGGGCUCUGGCGACGGUGGAUGGCAACACGUUAAUGAAGAUAGCUGCUGCGGUGGGCACCGCUAUGUCGCAGGGCAACGCCAAUCAAGCGCGUGUUUCCGACCAGACCCACAACCACGCCAUGGCUCAAGGCACCCAGUCGAUGGGGGGGUUCGUGUCGGUACCACACAACAUGAUGCAGGCCCGGGGGGCUGGUGCUUCUGCGAUGGGGAUGAUGCAGAACCAGGGGGCGGGUGCGUCCUCGAUGGGGCUGAUGCCGACCCAGGGGGCGGGGGCAUCUUCGAUGGGGAUGAUGCCGGCCCAGGGGGCGGGGGCGUCGUCGAUGGGGAUGAUGCCGACUCAGGGGGCGGGGGCGUCGUCAAUGGGGAUGGGUGCAUCCACACAGCGGAUGGAUGCACCCUCCCAAGGUGCCACCAACCCGAGUGGCUAUAUGCAUAUUUUCGGGCAACAGAACAGCGUCAAUCAGGGCAAUGGCUAUCAUCCCUUCCGAUUUAACUCGGUUGACGACAUUUCUGAGCAUGCCGGUCAAACACUUUGGUUUUGCGUCGAUCGCCGAACGGCCCGCCUCAAGGGGGACGCGUUAAGGGGGUCCUCGUUUUGCGAAGGAAAGUGCAGUGGUUUUGGUUUUUCUAUGAAGCGGGUGUGUCUUGUUCUUUUUUUUACGAGGGGGGAGGUGUUUUUUUAUUCUCGAUUUUGGCAGACGUAGAAGGGAGGCAGUAGACUACGAGAAAGAAAAAACAAGAGGUCGCCAAUGGCAGAUGGGGGCGGGGGGCGGGGGGGGGGGGGGGGGAGGGGCGUGUGGAGUCGGGGGGCGAUCUAUGUUUGCCGUGUACCCUCUCGUAUAUGAAAAAACAGCGCAGGUCAGCAUCCUGGUGGUACUGGUAGUGGUUGUUUGUCGUGGUUUCAUUUCGUGUGUGGGUACACGAUACAACGAGUGUAGAUCGUUCUAAUGGCAGGUGCCAAACGACCCUCGGCGUCGUUGCCUGUGUCGUUUUGUUUCAAGUAUGAUAUCUGCCCUCGUUGGCAUGACAGCAGGCAACAAACGACGUGUCAUGCAAGUAUGCAUCUGCAUAUGGUAGACCAGAGUGUAGUAUAGAGAAUUGCACACACUCUCACCAGCACACUUUCUGCUUCAUUUGACGAUUCAGCGUCAGGCACGUGUCUCUGUCUACGCUUGUGACCAGGU
This is a messenger RNA of Ectocarpus sp. CCAP 1310/34, 1723 nucleotides long. The record is from the annotation of a GenBank genome assembly. Lineage: Eukaryota; Phaeophyceae; Ectocarpales; Ectocarpaceae.